Haliotis rufescens (red abalone) is the source of this 1535-nucleotide messenger RNA. RefSeq names its product putative glucose-6-phosphate 1-epimerase. The transcript is spliced from 10 exons. Gene Ontology annotation, biological process: carbohydrate metabolic process. The coding region runs from base 56 to 925 and encodes 289 amino acids. The record is from RefSeq and is a predicted model, not a curated record. NCBI's taxonomy places the organism in Eukaryota, Metazoa, Mollusca, Gastropoda, Lepetellida, Haliotidae. Gene Ontology annotation, molecular function: isomerase activity; carbohydrate binding.
UAAGGAGCUUAGUGAUGUCUAUAUAGACAGGCUACCAGUCGACCUUCUGUGGAACAUGGCCAAGCAAACUCCUUCCUCUUUUCCAAGUAGUGAUGUUGUAUUUCUUGACCGCGGUAAUGGAACAUCUGUACUCGUGCACCUGCAUGGAGCUACCGUUUUGUCUUGGAAGUGCCAAGGACAAGAAGUCUUGUUUUUGAGUGAGAAGGCUGUGUUUGACAACAAGAAAGCCAUCAGAGGUGGAAUACCCGUAGUUUUCCCCAAUUUCGGCCCCUGGGACCUCGGCCCACAGCAUGGCUUUGCCAGGACAAAGAGAUGGCAGGCAGAAACACCAGCCAGGACAGAUAGUGCAGGCAAUGUUGUAGCUGAGUUUGUCCUUCAAGAUGAUGAAGCCACCCGAGCAAUAUGGGACUUCAGGUUCAAGGUGGUGUACACUGUACAGGUGAUGGAGAAGACAGUCACCAUGAAUGUGGCAGUAAACAACCUGGGCAGCAAAGACUUUGACUUCACCUGUCUCCUACACACUUACUUCCGCAUCCCUGACAUCUCUAAGACAGCAGUCAUGGGUCUACAGAACACCAAGUAUGUAGACAAGGUGAGAGAUGGAGAGGAGGUGACAGAGGCUCGAGAGGAGAUCAGGAUUGACGAGAACUAUGACAGAGUGUACAUGGAUACUCCUUCAGAAAUUGUGGUUGGCAAGGUAGCAGAUGGCUCUCACAGUAUCAUCAUGCAGACUAUGAACUUCCCUGACACAGUGGUGUGGAAUCCCUGGGCUGACAAAGCAAAGGCGAUGUCUGACUUCGGAGAUGAUGAGUACAGCAACAUGGUGUGUGUGGAGGCAGGAUAUGUGGCACAUAGGGUGCAGCUGAACACCGGCCAACAGUUUGUGUGCAGUCAGAAGUUAACCUUUGUGCCAGCAACCCAAUAGCCAUUGCUCUGGCAUAUAACCUAAUGUAUGAGGAGAGAUCUGUUAUGUAGGUGCACUUAUAAUCAGGGACUGAGGUCUGAGAUAGCUAACUGCUUGGCACCAAUGUAAUUUGAUCAGCAAUUUAAUAAAGUGAAAUACAUAAAAAAAACAUUUACUAAUAAAUGACACAAACUUGGGUCCUAAUUUUGGUGACGGAAACAUGUGCUUGUUUGCUUUGCAAGGCCAAGUCUGUAUAUGGACGUUGGUGUUAUAUGUGGAUUGCUUUGGUAGUGACAAUCAAUAAGGAAACAGAUGAGAUACAUGGCUUGCCUGUUCACAGUGUUGACCAAGUUCAUUUUGGAAGGUAAGGGAAAACUGUUGGGUGUUUUCUAGCCAACACACAUCAAUACAGUUUACUGCAAGGGAUAUGAAGCAAGUAUACAUUCCAGAUCAUUUAGGGUACAUUUAUGGGAUAUUGUUUGAACCUUUUUGCAUUCUUUUGAAUGUUUCUACUUUUGUUAAUAAGUAGUAUGCUAUGUUUUCAAAGUAUAAAUAGAAAUAUUAAAUGUUUAUGUGUUAUUGACCUCUUCUGUGAAUGACCUUGGAAGAAAUAUAAGAAACAUGUAAUGUU